Spodoptera littoralis (African cotton leafworm) is the source of this 4716-nucleotide messenger RNA. The record is from the annotation of a GenBank genome assembly. NCBI's taxonomy places the organism in Eukaryota, Metazoa, Arthropoda, Insecta, Lepidoptera, Noctuidae.
AUGGCUGAUAUAAAGGCUAUGUUCAAUAAAAUGAAUAGUGCGGCGCAGAAUGGCUCCACGGAGGAGGCGCCGGCGCCCGCAGCUCCCGCUAAGGGACAGAAAGGCACAAUUGAAAAGAUUUAUCAAAAGAAAACACAAUUGGAACACAUUCUACUACGUCCCGACACUUAUAUUGGGUCUGUAGAACGGACCACAGAGCUGAUGUGGGUCUUUGACAAGUCCAAGGAAUGUAUGGUGCAAAGGGAAUUGAACUUUGUGCCUGGUUUAUACAAAAUUUAUGAUGAAAUCUUAGUCAACGCAGCUGAUAACAAACAGAGGGAUCCGAAAAUGGAUGUCAUUAAAAUUGACAUCAACCAAGAACAAAAUGUCAUAUCAGUUUACAAUAAUGGAUGUGGUAUCCCUGUGGUUAUGCACAAAGAAGAGAAAAUGUUUGUACCAACUAUGAUUUUUGGUCAUCUUCUAACCUCCUCAAACUACAAUGAUGAAGAGGAAAAAGUUACUGGAGGCAGAAACGGAUAUGGUGCCAAGCUUUGCAACAUUUUCUCAACCAAGUUCACAGUAGAAACUGCGUCUAAACAGUACAAGAAACAUUUCAAACAGACAUGGGGAUCUAAUAUGACAAAAGCUUCGGAACCUAAGGUGAAGGAGGCAGGCAAAGAUGACGACUUCACUAAAGUAAUAUUCAGCCCCGAUUUAGCAAAGUUUAAGAUGGAAAAGUUAGAAGAUGAUAUUGUUGCUUUGAUGUCCCGUCGAGCUUAUGACAUAGCCAUGUCUACUCAAGGCGUUAAGGUGUACCUUAAUGGAGAAAGGUUAAAGAUUAAUAAGUUCAAAGACUAUGUAGAUUUAUACAUAAAAGGCAAGGAAGACGAAAAUGGACAACCCUUGAAGGUAGUUUACGAGAAAGUGAAUGAUCGUUGGGAACUUGCAUUGACACUUUCUGACAAGGGCUUCCAACAAGUAUCAUUUGUGAACUCAAUAGCUACCACAAAGGGCGGGAAACAUGUUGAUACAGUUUCCGAUAGUAUAGUUAAGAAUGUUCUAGAAAUAAUUAAAAAGAAGAAUAAGGGUGGUGUAAAUAUUAAACCUGUGCAAGUUAAGAAUCACAUGUGGGUGUUCAUCAACUGCCUCAUUGUCAACCCAACCUUUGAUUCACAAACAAAAGAGUACAUGACGCUUCAAGCAAAGAGUUUUGGUUCAAAAUGUAAUUAUUCAGAGAAAUUCAUAACAGCAGUUUCAAAAUCUGGUCUAGUGGAGUCUGUACUUACUUGGGCCAAGUUCAAGGCUCAGACCGAGUUAGUGAAGGCAUCUGGUAAGAAACAGAGCAAACUGAAGGGUAUACCAAAACUGGAGGACGCUAACGACGCUGGUACUAAGAACGCGCAUCUUUGUACUUUAAUCCUCACUGAGGGAGACUCAGCUAAAUCUUUGGCUGUGUCGGGACUCGGUGUUGUCGGUCGAGAUCAUUAUGGCGUCUUCCCACUGAAGGGUAAACCUCUCAAUGUAAGAGAUGCAUCACAUAAACAAGUGUUAGAGAAUGUCGAAAUCAACAACUUGAUCAAAAUCCUCGGACUCCAGUACAAAAAGAAGUACAAUUCUGUAGAUGAUCUAAAAUCAUUGAGAUAUGGUAAAGUGAUGAUCAUGGCUGAUCAGGAUCAGGACGGAUCUCACAUUAAAGGUUUGAUCAUCAACUUCAUACAUCACAAUUGGCCAGAAUUAUUGAAACUGCCCUUCUUAGAGGAAUUUAUUACGCCUAUCGUAAAAGCUACGAAGAAGGAUAAGGAAAUAUCGUUUUACUCAUUACCCGAGUUUGAAGAAUGGAAGAACAAUACAGAGAACCAUCACACAUACAAUAUAAAGUACUACAAGGGUUUGGGUACAUCCACAUCCAAAGAGGCUAAAGAAUACUUCCAGAAUAUGGAAAGGCACAGGAUUAAGUUUAAGUAUGCUGGUCCUACAGAUGACCACCAUAUUGAGUUGGCAUUUUCAAAGAAAGGUGCUGACCAGCGUAAAGAGUGGCUAACAAGUCACAUGGACGAAGUGAAACGAAGGAAAGAGAUAGGUCUUCCAGAGCGAUAUUUAUAUGCUAAGGAUACUAAAGCUGUCACAUAUUCCGAUUUCGUUAAUUUGGAGCUGGUACUCUUCUCUAAUGGAGAUAACGUAAGGUCAAUACCGUCAAUGAUUGAUGGAUUGAAGCCUGGCCAGCGUAAGGUGAUCUUCACAUGCAUCAAACGUAACGACAAGCGAGAGGUCAAAGUGGCUCAGUUGGCUGGUUCCGUCGCUGAACACUCUGCUUACCAUCAUGGUGAACAGUCUCUAGCGAUGACUAUAGUGAAUUUGGCGCAAAACUACGUGGGGUCAAACAAUAUUAAUUUGCUGGAGCCGCGCGGUCAGUUCGGUACUCGACUCUGCGGAGGCAAGGACUCUGCUAGCCCCCGUUAUAUCUUCACUCUCAUGUCGCCACUAACGAGGCUUGUCUUCCAUCCACAUGAUGACCCGUUACUUGUUCACGAAUUCGAAGAUAACCAAAAGAUUGAGCCGGUCCAGUACAUCCCAAUCAUUCCUAUGGUGCUGGUGAAUGGCGCGGAAGGUAUCGGCACUGGCUGGUCCACCAAGAUACCUAACUACAACCCCAGGGAUAUUGUCGAGAAUAUCAGACGAAUGUUAGACGGUGAGGAACCAAAACCGAUGCACCCCUGGUACAAGAACUUCCGUGGCACCAUUGAAGGUUUCGGCGAUAAAUACGUCAUAUCUGGUGAGGCAGCCAUAUUGCCUGGCGAAAAGAUCGAAAUCACAGAGCUUCCUGUCGGUACCUGGACUCAGAAUUAUAAGGAGAAUGUCUUGGAACCUUUAUUGGGUUCAGACAAAGUGAAGCCCAUGAUAUCUGAAUAUAGGGAAUACAACACAGACACCACGGUGAGGUUCGUGGUGAGCCUCCUGCCCGGCAAGUUGGCGGAGGUGGAGGCGGAGGGAGUCCACAAGGUCUUCAAGUUGCAGACUACCAUCUCACUCACCUGUAUGAACGCCUUCGAUCAUAACAGCUGUCUUAAGAAGUACGAUAAAGUGGAAGAAAUAUUACGUGACUUCUACGAAUUAAGACUUCGGUACUACGCUCGUCGUAAGGAGUACAGAGAAGGACAGUUACAGGCCGAAGCUGACAAACUAUCCAACCAGGCGCGGUUCAUCCUGGAGAAAUGUGAUAAAGGACUUGUGGUAGAGAACAAAAAACGAAAAGUCAUGGUGGAAGAACUUAUUAAACGAGGUUACGCCGCGGAUCCCAUUUCGGAAUGGAAGAAGCGCGCAAGCAAGAUGCAAGGACUCACAGCAAUAGAGGAUGACCCGGUGGAAUCUGAAGACGAGCCUGAACCUGAACAAGAGAAGGGCAAGCCUGUUGAUCCAGAGAAAGCAUUCCAGAACUUAAAAGAAGUGAAGAAGUUCAACUACCUGCUGGGCAUGUCCAUGUGGAUGCUGACCAAGGAGAAGAAAGAUGAACUCCUCAAGCAGAGAGAUCAGAAAUUAUCCGAACUUAAUGCCCUCAAAGCUAAAACUGCAGCGAUGUUAUGGCGUGAAGAUUUAGACGAGUUCUUAAUAAAAUUGGAGGAUGUUGAAGAAAAAGAGAGGCAAGAGGAAAUGUCUGUCAACAAAAAGACUACUAAGGCCAUUAUGGAAAGAGUAAAGAAGGAAAAAGCUAAGAACGCCAAUAAGAAGAACCGCAAGUCUCUAAUGGACAUCGCACCAUCGGACAAUGGCAGGCGAGUGGAGCCCAAGAUCUCUGAGGAUCUCAUCAAGAGGAUCCAGGCGGCUGAGAAGGCGAAGACUAGGAAAGAAAUAAAGAAAGAAUAUGAUCCGGAUGAUCCAACCGGCAUCAGUCCAAUCAGUGCUGAAAAGAAACCGAAGGCAACUCGCGUCAAGAAGGAGAAGGCUGAAAAACCUGAAAAGGCUGAAAAACCAGAGAAGGGAACGGGCGAUGGCUUGAAACAGAGUAAACUAACAUUCAAGAAGGAACCUAAGAAGAAGCGCACCACGUUCAGCGGCAGUAGUUCGUCAGCGUCGGGCUCCGACGUGGAGCUGGAGGCCGCGCCCCCGCCGCCCAGGGAGCGAGCCAACGCCAGGCGCGCUGCUACUAAGGUUCAAAAAUACAAGGAUGGUUCAGAUGAUUCGGAGUCAGCGUCUGACGUGGAACUGUUGGACAACAAGAUAGAUUCUGACGCUGAAGCGCCGCGAGCUCUCUCAGUCAGCGAUGAUGAUGACGAUGACUUCAAUGUCAAGAAGAACGUCGGCAAGAAACCCGCUGAGAUGGAUUCAGAUUGCCUAUUCGACUCCUUGAUCGAGGACACAAAGAAAGAAGAGAAAGAGAAAGCACAAGCCAAGAACAAUGGUGCCUCCCACCCAACAGUACUCUCCAGUGAUGAGGAGGUGGUUCCAGAGUCUCCACCCAAGAAGAAGCCAGGACCUAAACGGAAGCUCCUUAAUGAAGAGAAGAAGGAGAAACCCAAGAAACGACCAGCCAAGGAUAUGAUCAGUGACGAUGAUGAUGACAGCAUAUUUGAUAGUAAAAAGGACCAAAAAAAGAAGGCAGCGCCAAAAAAGAAACUUAAAAAGAAGGUCUCAAGCGGAUCUGAAUCUGAUGCUGCGGGAAGCGAACCCGUACAACCGCGCGCGCAGGCACGAGCCCGGGCAGCACAGAAAUACACUUUCAGUGAUUCUGAGAGUGAUUAA